CCCAGUGUUUUGUUUGAGGCUGAGCAGCAGAGGAACAGAGUGACUGGGAGGAGAGACACAAAACUGAGACACUGUGACAUAGCUAACAGAUUGGGACGAGACGAAACACACAUUCAAUCUAACCACGAUGAUAAGGAGGGAGAGCAACAGACGGAAGACACCACUACAAACUAAAGGAACAUUAGUGACAUGUGUGAGUAAAUAGGAGCCUGGAAAAAUGGUAGCAGCUCUGUUUGUAUGAUGCCUGAUAAAAUGGCAUCAUGCUGGCCCUACAUCCUAGUUUUUCACCUUCUCUUACUAUAUUCAGAACGAAAGACACUGGGAUGUCCUGCCCGUUGUGAAUGCACACCCCAGAUCCGGUCAGUUAUAUGUCACCGUAAGCGCCUCUCUUCCAUACCAGAGGGAAUCCCCUCUGAAACAAAACUCUUGGACCUCAGCAAGAAUCGCAUUCGCUGCCUGAAUCCUGGUGAACUUUCCUCAUAUCCAGAGCUGGAAGAAGUAGACCUUAGUGAAAAUAUUAUCUCAGUAAUAGAACCAGGCGCUUUUGCCAAUUUGUUUUACCUUCAAACCCUCAAACUGAAAGGAAACCAGUUAAAACUUAUUCCAAUUGGAGUAUUCAACAAACUUAGCAACCUAACUUUGUUGGAUAUUAGUGAAAAUAAAAUUGUCAUUCUGUUGGAUUUCAUGUUUCAGGAUCUACGGAAUUUGAAAAGUCUUGAAGUUGGGGACAAUGAACUGUUGUACAUUUCACAGAAAGCCUUUUCUGGACUUGUAGGUCUUGAGCAACUGACUAUUGAAAAAUGCAACCUAACCUCUAUAUCUUCUGACUCACUGUCUUACUUGCAAGGUCUUGAGGUCCUGAAGCUGCGUCACUUGAGCAUUAGCUCUUUGGAGGAUCAGAACUUCCAUAAGCUUUACAGCCUCAAAGAACUAGAAAUUGACUGCUGGCCAUUUUUAGAAGACGUCUGCCCAACUGCUUUCCAAGGAUUGAAUCUCACUUCCAUUUCCAUUACCUAUACUAAUAUUACCUCAGUGCCAGCAGCUGCUCUAAAAAGUCUUACUUACCUGGAAUAUCUCAACCUUUCCUACAAUCCUAUUCGAGUUAUUCAACGGGGUUCAUUUAGAGACCUUAUCAGGCUCAGGGAGCUCCACAUUGUUGGGACGUCUUUAACCAUUGUGGAAUCUCAAGCAUUUUAUGGCUUGAGACAGAUUCGUCUACUAAAUGUGUCCAAUAAUCUCCUGUCUACACUGGAGGAGAGCACUUUCCAAUCAGUCAACACUCUAGAAACGUUGCGAGUGGAUUCUAACCCUCUUGCCUGUGACUGCCGUCUACUAUGGAUUUUACAACGAAGAAAGACCUUAAAUUUUGAUGGCCAUCAGCCUGUCUGUGCUUCCCCCACUGAAAUCCAAGGCAAUGCUUUGUGUGACUUUCCAGAUUCAAUACUUUUUGAGUAUUUCACAUGCCAAAAGCCCAAAAUAAGGGACCGAAAGCUCCAACACAUCACAGCUCAUGAAGGACAACCUGUAUCAUUUCACUGUAAGGCAGAUGGGGAGCCUGUUCCACUCAUUGUCUGGGUUUCACCACAACGAAGGAUGAUCACCAGCAGGAGUGUAGGGAGAACUACUGUCCUACCAGAGGGUACCCUUGAAAUAAGAUAUGCUCAGGUACAAGACAGUGGAACCUAUAUCUGUAUUGCCACUAAUGCGGGAGGCAAUGACACUUACUUUGCUACAUUGACUGUAAAAGGGGACAACUCACCAUAUUCCAAUCGAACAGUGUAUCUCGCAGAAUAUAAUGAUACCUCCCAUAAUGACACCCACGUUUUCUUGAAAUUUACCUUUGACCUCAAAACAAUCUUGGUUUCAACAGCCAUGGGCUGCAUUACCUUUCUGGGGGUUGUUCUUUUUUGUUUUCUACUACUCUUUGUAUGGAGCAGAGGAAGAGGGCAACAUAAAAAUAACUUUUCAGUUGAGUAUUCCUUCCGUAAAGUUGAUGGACCUGUCUCUGUGGCUGGUCAGGGCGGAGCCAGGAAAUUCAAUAUGAAAAUGAUAUGAGACUAGAGGAGUUAAUUUACAAUGGCUGGACACUGUGCUGGUUUGCUUAUUAAAUGUAGUCAGUUGAAAGAGUACCUCAUGUAUUAGCAUACAUUAUCAAAUAUUACAUCAUUGUUAUUCUAUUGACAUAAUAUCAUUGAAAAGGGCUAUGGACUGGCUCUAGCUGAGUGGGUUGCACUGACCAGCUAAACUCAUGUAAUCUGUAUGAUGGAGCAAAGUUGGUUUCAACGGCAAAACUCACUUUUCCAGAAGAUUAGUGCCUCUCCCUUUCUUUCCAGAAGGUGCAACAAACGGUUAGACAAUUACUUUAUAUUCAUUAACAAAAUAAAAAUGAUAGAGAGCUAUUUAAUUUAACGCAAUAGCCACAAUAUGCCCUUCCUUAAGUGGAACAUCGCCGAUUGCAGCAUCACUACUUUCUCCUUGCUCAUCACAGAGGUACGCAAAAAAAAUAGCAAUGUUGAGGGUAUUAUAUAUGGCAGAUGUGUGCGCAGCCUAGCAUUGCAGCGAUACACAUCCCACUAAAUUGAAUGAGCCCCGUAAAAUGCCAAGCUCAUAAAUCUUAAAUAACGAAUGAUAUAGAGAUAUGGAAGCCAAGUAAUUUAGGAAACAAUACAAUAAAGCAGGCAAAAGUUUAUAGCUGACAAAUCAAAUUCCACCGCCCAGUACAUUAACACACCUCUAUAAAAUGUUCUGAUUCAUAUAUAAUACAUAUGGAAAAAUGAAAGUCAAUAAUGGAAAUUAUUUAGGGGAAUUAUAAAAGGCUUAGAACAAUGUUUAUGCUGUUAUUAAAAGUAUUAGGACUUAUUGUAUCACAGAAUAUUAGGGUUAUAUUCUGGAAUGACAAAUACAUCCACACAUAGAUUAGUAGCAACUUGAAAGAGAUAUGCAGAAAAAAAAAAUCUGUUAUAUACAUACAAAACAACACUUAAAAUAGGGGUUAGAAAAAUGUAGGUAGUUAUACAGACACAGUACCUUCAUACGGACCUGCCGGCUGUACUUACGGUUGGGAUGCCGGCUGUCAGAACUCAGGCUUCGGUCUCCUGCCCACUUCAGAGUUCUGGCGUCGGGAUUACGGCUGCCGGGAUCCCAACAGCUGGCGUCUAGACCGCAUCCACUUUCAUACACCUGCCCUACUAAAUACACAAAGUAUUUAAUUUGUGGUAAUGCAUAAUUCGUGAGAUAUUUUUUCUUAUUUUGCCACACCCAUCAGUGACCCAUACCACUAUGAAUAAAAAAGCCUUUUUCUUAAAGGGGGAACGUUACAUACUCUUGAAACAAGGUCAUUAGCGUUUGGGCUGUUAUAACCCUACAUUGUAUUACACACAGCCAGUCGGGUUUAACUGAUGAAAAUAUUCAAGUGUCAUGUUUAAAUAAAGCUUCUCACUAACUAGUGUCAUAAGCCGUGUUUUGCUCUAGUGGGUAACCACCCAGUACUUACCAAAAAAUACAUAAUUUAUAUAUUUCCCAUAGUUUAUGUGACCAACUCCACCUUAGGAGUUAACUGUCCCAUUGACCCUUUACCAACAAAAUAAAAAAAAACUAACAAAAUAGUAAUCUGGCUUACAAUGGAUUUAUGCAGAGCAGUACCAGGAUAAAGUCCAUGGGCCUAGGUUGUUGUACAUGUACAGUAUCAAGUUCAGCAUGGCAUUUCAACACACUGUGGAACUGUGUAUGUAAUAACUGCAAUGCAAUUACUAUGCAACCAUAUCUGCUUUAGCUUUUAUACAAGAUUUGCCUGAAAUACAUUCCCAGUAUUGAUUCUAUAAUUCCCUUGUAAUGAUUUUCUCUUACCUUUACGUGACUGUUAUUGUCCUGAUUAAAUCAUCUGUCUGUAUUAAACAAUGAUAUUUCCCUCCAAAGAGUCCCUAGCAUACACAGGCCUAUAAAGCAUGUAAAGUAUAAGGAAAAUAUGUAGAUUAUAGUGUUCUGUAGAAUAGCAAAAGCAAACAAAUAAUUUUGUACUGUAAAUGAGUGUGUAUUUAUACUAUAAGUAUGUGUGCGAUGUAAAAUCUGUUAUUUUAUCUAGAGAAUCAUUGUAACUGGAUUACCAGGCUCUUUGCUGAGUUAUCCUCUUUAUGUAAUUAAUGACCAGGUCUCUAUGCUACUCACUCUGUGUAGACACAAUUUUGGCACAUUAGAUUAUGCAUGCCAUUAUACGUGAUAACUUGCUGUCUUUUUCCAUUCAUUUCAGCAAUAUUGAUGGUGUAUAUAUAUAUAUAUAUAUAUAUAUAUAUAUAUAUAUUCCUUUGCAUGACAUGAAAUCAGCAACUGCAACUGUAAGCUGUAAAAAUGCAGUUUAUCAAGCAUAAGUAAUAGGUUAGUAAAGUAAUAGGUUUUAACAUAUGCUGUUAGCAUAUGUUUUAAAGUAGAACUGGGCAAACCCCAGACAGCAUAUAACAUUAAUUAGCAAUAUACAGCUUGUGCAUAAUAUUUAGAGGUACCUUCCACAUACUUUACUGACUGCAUCCUGCAGUCUACAAAAUAUUAUUGGCCUCUUAUUUAACAGAAACAUGUCCCAUGGUUUUUCACUACAAGAGCUUUUUAUUUGCUGCCUAAAUGUUCAUGGGGAUACACCAAAUCCCAUUAUAAAGUAUUAUUUAUUAGGCUGCAUGGAGGACCUCAAAUAUAUUGAGUUUAUUAUAUCCAUGGCUACAUAAUAUGUUUAUUACAAUACCCUACAAUUAUAGAUUAUUAUCUGUUCCCUUAUUGGUUGAUCUGAUAGGUAAACGUGAAUCAUGAUACCGGAACUAGAGCUAUAAAUAGUGGCUACCUUAGUUCCAGUUGAACAGCAUAUCUCUGCAGAGUGAAUACAGUAUUACAUCUUGCUGUCCUAUGUAAAUAUGUAGGAGUUUAUCCUGCCGCUUCUGACUGUGUUUAUGCUCGAUAUUUAAAAGAGCAAUGGUUUUACUAGCAAGACAUGGCUAGUAAAAGCAUUGCUCUUUUAAAUAUCAUCCAUAAACACGCUCAGAAGUGCAGGGGUUUUCCAACCCUGUAAUGUAUAUGGUCUUUUUGUGCUACGGCAUACACAAAUCAUAAGCACUAGCAUGCACAGACAUUUUUUUUUUUUACUUUUUAAAAGAAAUUAUACCUUAAAAACAUACACCAAUACAAGCUUAUAGGUGUGAACAAAUACAGUACAUACAGAGAGUACAAACAGGCACAUACAUUUGGGACACAUUUACAGCGCCAAUCUUUGUCACCGUUUUUAUUAUUAUUAUUUUAUUAUUUUCUAUCAUACCCAGCAAAACUGGGUCACUUUUUCUAGUAACUACUAGAGCUUUUAUGAAACUGUAUGAAAUUCUAACAUUAAAAGACUUUUUUUACUGGCAGUCUGAGGUAAACUGCAUUAGAACACAAUUUUAAGAAGUUUUGAAUAGUAAAUUAGUAAGACUUUACAGCAAGGAAAAGAAAAGUACUCCAUUUGUUAGGUGCACUCAUCCUACUAUUGUAGUGAUAAAACAUGUUUAUUAUUAUAGUUUAAAAAGCAUAACUUCAUAGUGAAGUAAGAAGAACAAAGAACAAACACAUUAAUUAUACAUAUCAAAGUAAUGACAUGGUGAAACAGGACCAGAAUAGCAGUCCUUAUUGGUCUGGAUAGUCUGCAUCAAUACAUCAAUAGGGACAUCCUACCAUAUGGUACAAAUGUAUAAUAAUAUUUGAGCACAAGCUGAAAUAGGUAACGACUGGCCUAUAUUAUGAGGUCCGAUUCUAUGAUAACAAGACCUGUGUAAGAUAUUACUCAUGUAAUCCAAUCCAAACUAUGUAUUUUACAAAUUGUGAAAUAAAGGCAAAAAAUAAGAGAAAACAAAUUUCAAGGGGAAUGCCCCUGGCCUCUCUUAUGCCACUUUCAGACGGAACAUGAAAUUACCGAGUGAAGCAGUUCCACCCGGUAAUUUCAUGAAACACACGGGUCCUUUUUCUGUGUGAAAGGGUCAACCCGUGUUGUAAUUCCCGGGACUUCGACCAUGGAACUAUAUAUAUAUAGUAGUGCAAACAAAACAGGUAAGCAAACUAAAACUCUCUGAUUUAUCAUUCCCCCAGAGAAAUAUGCAUCCGCAAAUAAAUUCAUGGAAUAAUAAUGAAUCAUUACAACUUCAUAAUAUGAGGGAGAUUUAUCAAAGCUUAGGGAGAGACAAAGUACCAACCAAUCAGCUCUUAACUAUAAUUUUCCAAACACAGCAGCAACAUGGCAAUUAGGAGCUGAUUGGCUGGUACUUUAUCUCUCUCCACUAUAUAACUCUCCAAGGUUUAGUACAUCUCCCACCAAUAAUGCAAACCAAUGGUAACUAAAAGGUGAUAUAUUGAUUGAGGUUGUAUCCACAUAGAAACAUGGCCAGUUAUCCAUUUGUGAUUAGGAAUUCUGCUGAAACUGCCACUGCCAGUACCACUUAGAUUAAUACUAGGAUUUGUUUCACAACUGUGCAUUAAGAGCUAAACAUUUCAAUAUACAAAUAAAUAACUAUGGGGAGUGGGGACUAUGGGGGUCAUUCCGAGUUGUUCGCUCGGUAAAAAUCUUCGCAUCGCAGCGAUUUUCCGCUUAAUGCGCAUGCGCAAUGUCCGCACUGCGACUGCGCCAAGUAAAUUUGCUAUGCAGUUAGGAUUUUUACUCACGGCUUUUUCAUCGUUCUGGCGAUCGUAAUGUGAUUGACAGGAAAUGGGUGUUACUGGGCGGAAACAGGCCGUUUUAUGGGCGUGUGGGAAAAAACACUACCGUUUCCGGAAAAAACGCGGGAGUGGCCGGAGAAACGGAGGAGUGUCUGGGCGAACGCUGGGUGUGUUUGUGACGUCAAACCAGGAACGACAAGCAGUGAAAUGAUCGCAGAUGCCGAGUAAGUCUGAAGCUACUCAGAAACUGCUACGAGGUGUGUAAGACUGUAAUCGCAAUAUUGCGAAUACAUCGUUCGCAAUUUUAAGAUGCUAAGAUUCACUCCCAGUAGGCGGCGGCUUAGCGUGUGUAACUCUGCUAAAAUCCGCUUGCGAGCGAACAACUCGGAAUUACCCCCUAUGUGCAAACAUUAUUUUACAUUUUUUAUUCCUGAUCUCUUUCAAUCUUUCUAUUUUUACAGUGUUAAAAAGAGCACUGCAUAUCUUAGGAAAUAGUGGGCUGGGAAUUACAGAGCACACUGAGCUGUACAAAACCUUCAGAUGACUGUACUACAAGUCUACAACGCAGUUACUGCUGCAAUUAUUCUAGUUACUAAUGUGUAAUCCACAUGGCUGACGAGAUGUGGGAUUUUGCACAGAUACUCUUUCCCCGGGCAUGUUGGAGAGGCCCAACAGGGGCCCGUGUCCAUCCCGCUCCCCCUAACCUGCACCAGCACUUUGGGCAUGGAGAAACAGUGCUGGACUGUGGAGAGAGGCUGCUAUGGCAGCAGUCUGUUCUCUGUACCUGCAUGAUGUGCAGGGGAGGGGGAAGAGAGAGAUUUCUGAUUCUGCCCCUCUGAUCAUCCUGCCAUGAGCCACUGGUGCCCACAUGUGUAUAUUUUUGAUCCACUAGUAAGAAAGAGCAGGCCACACUUCCCCGAGUUGGCCACGCCCCCUGCAAGUACCAGGGCUUGGCAGAGCUGUUGGCAACCCUGGUGAUUCAACUUGCAGUAUUACUGCCACGGCUUCCAUGCUGAAGACAAGUUAGGGGACAGGCGGGGAGACGUGUGUUGUGUCAGUGUGUGUUGAAUAUUUUAUAGUGGACACACAGAGAAUAAGAAAAUCUGGUUUAAAUGCAAAGCUGUAAAGGACCUCUGCUUGUGACUGACUACAGGACGGAGCAGUUGCAGAUUUUGUUCCUGAAUAUAUUUAGCUCCAACCUCGGAUUUCUGAGUUUUACGGAUAAACAGGUUUUACUGUUAAUAGACAUUUACAGUAUAAUAAUUUAGUGUACAGCAACAGGGAAACGAGGUUAAUAAGUAUGUGAAAAUGUGCUCAAACAAGUCUCUUCCUUGAGUGAUAAAGGAGCCAUAGUUACUAGUUUACUAUCACUGCCAUAAAUGAUGCAUUCUCAGAUUGCAUCAUGCCAGUAAGACCCAAAUUAUAACUAUUUACACCAUAAACUCUCCAGGAUAGGUUGAGUCGCACCAACAACUUGUAUGUUUACGUUGUUAAAAAAUAUAUUUCUCUUGCUGUGAACAACUUUAAGAAGUUUUGUUCUUAACGGGUUUUCUCUGUGUCUUCCUGAAUAAAGAUGUGUUCAACAAAA
This is a messenger RNA of Pseudophryne corroboree (corroboree frog), 8248 nucleotides long. It is a transcript of the gene LINGO3, whose product is annotated as leucine rich repeat and Ig domain containing 3. NCBI's taxonomy places the organism in Eukaryota, Metazoa, Chordata, Amphibia, Anura, Myobatrachidae. Gene Ontology annotation, cellular component: extracellular matrix. The record is from RefSeq and is a predicted model, not a curated record. The transcript has 3 exons. The coding region runs from base 238 to 2055 and encodes 605 amino acids. Gene Ontology annotation, molecular function: protein binding.